Sphaerodactylus townsendi is the source of this 10206-nucleotide messenger RNA. It is a transcript of the gene DNAH6, whose product is annotated as dynein axonemal heavy chain 6. The coding region runs from base 28 to 9843 and encodes 3271 amino acids. Gene Ontology annotation, biological process: microtubule-based movement. The record is from RefSeq and is a predicted model, not a curated record. Gene Ontology annotation, cellular component: dynein complex. Lineage: Eukaryota; Metazoa; Chordata; Lepidosauria; Squamata; Sphaerodactylidae. The transcript has 61 exons. Gene Ontology annotation, molecular function: minus-end-directed microtubule motor activity; dynein light intermediate chain binding; dynein intermediate chain binding.
UCGAUUGCUAGUUCAGAACAGGUAACAAUGGUAACAAGACUAGCCAGUGCCCAUAUGCCUGUUCCUCAUGUUGAAAAAGAUGCAUUUGGUGAACAACCUGAAAAAAUGACAUAUACAGAACAAGCCAGCAAAAGAGCUCAGUGUAUAAGGUUGACAAGCUUCAUUCGUCUUGCUGACUACCUUAUAGUCAACACAAUGCAUGUCCUGGCAGUGAAAUCUGUCGCUACUCUCUUGAAUUAUCUCACUGAUAAGUUGAAAAGGACACCUCCUUCGGAUGUCAUACAAAAAAUGAAUACAGAAGAGGAACCAGAAAUGACAGUAAAGAAGGUAGUUUCAGUGGUUGUAGGAUCAGACGAUGAUGAGUCAAGUGAGCCCAUGUUCCUUGCCGAGCUUAUUUUGGAGAUCCAUGCACUAUUAUUUGAACCAACUUUGGAUGAUUUCCAGAAUCUUAUGGCUGAGAUUGUGACUCAGUUUCAGGCAACUGUGUUAUCUGUCUCAAACUUAGUGCCCGAUCGAUACUUCGAUGCUUUCACUCGUCCUGUUAUUAACAACAAAAUUGAAGAAAAAACUUGUGGUGAAGGACCAAGCUUAUCUGCGAUGUUCAAAGAUGAUAAACACCUGCAAAAUAUCAUCCUCCAAAUAAAGGAGACAGUCUAUUUGGCAUUUGAAGCAGCCAACACGUAUGCUGCCACUUUUGAAAAUUUUAGAUCGUUUUUCAGAGAAAAUGAAAGUCUCGAUUUGGAUGCUCUGAAGAAGGAAGAACCGGAUGUUAAAUUCUUUGCUGAACAAAUGGAGAGAUAUCACAGACAACACAAAGAAGCAAUGGCCAUAAAGCAGAAGAGAAAUCUAGGAUUGCUCCUGAUAGAUGCUAAAAAACUGAAAGACAAACUAAUUCCAUCACCAAAACGCUGUUUGGAGGUCAUCAAUGAAAUGCUUCCCAUAAUUGCAAAGAAAAAGGUGGCCGCCAUCCUAGCUGAGGCCCAAGAUGCCAAAUUUAAACUUGAGUUUCUACCAACUACCACUACAGAAUAUGUGGCUUCCUUGAUGUUUCUUGAUGAAAUACAAGACAGGAUUGAAACUCUCGAGGACGACUCAAAAGUGGUGACAAAGAUGUAUCAACUCAUUGAACUGUACGCAGUGCCAGCUCCUCCUGAAGAUUUUGCUUUGUUUUCCACUUUGAAACCAUCCAUUGUGACUGUUCGCAACGCGAUCGACAAAUCUGUGGGUGAACGAGACGGCUGCCUCGUUAGAUUCUGUCAGCUUUUAGACCAGGACGUUCACGAACUGAACGAAGAGGUCAAAGAUGUGAAACGUGAAUCUGAGGACCCCCAGAUUUUGGAUAUUGGUGCUGACCAAGACAGAGUGAGACAACUUCUAGCACAUAUGCAGGAGGUUCUUGAUGCAUUACAGAAACGUGCAUUCCAGUACAAAUCGUACCAGAAGAACUUUAAGAGGUUAAAUGCAUUGGCUUCAUUAGUCCGUGGCAUCCUUCCAAAACUCCACAGAAAUAUCAUAACAGCGCUCAUAACGAUUGAUGUGCACGCGAGAGAUAUUGUUACUGAACUUGUGCAACAAAAGGUGGAUUCUGCCGACAGCUUUGAUUGGCAAAGACAACUGCGUUACUAUUGGGACCUUGAUCUAGACAACUGCGUGGCUAGGAUGGCUUUGUCCCAAUACACUUAUGGCUAUGAAUAUUUGGGGGCAUGCCCAAGAUUAGUGAUCACGCCGCUUACCGAUCGUUGCUACCUCUGCCUAAUGGGAGCAUUGCAGCUGGACCUGGGGGGAGCCCCAGCUGGCCCUGCUGGCACUGGCAAAACAGAGACCACGAAAGACCUGGCAAAAGCACUGGCCAUCCAGUGCGUUGUGUUCAACUGUUCAGAUGGCCUGGAUUAUAAGAUGAUGGGGCGUUUCUUCAGUGGCUUGGCACAGUCUGGAGCAUGGUGUUGCUUUGAUGAAUUUAACAGAAUUGAUAUUGAAGUUCUGUCUGUGAUUGCCCAACAGUUGAUUACUAUUAGGAAUGCUAAAGCUGCAAAGCUUUCUCGGUUUAUGUUUGAAGGACGUGAAAUAAAGUUAAUUAUGACUUGUGCAGCUUUCAUUACUAUGAAUCCUGGCUACGCUGGACGGACAGAGUUACCUGACAAUCUAAAAGCUCUCUUCAGGCCCUUUUCAAUGAUGGUUCCAAACUAUGCUUUGAUUGCUGAGGUUAUUUUAUAUUCUGAAGGAUUCGAAUCUAGUAAAAUACUCGCAAGGAAGAUGACUCAAAUGUACAAACUUUGCAGUGAGCAGCUGUCUCAACAGGACCACUAUGAUUUUGGAAUGAGGGCUGUCAAAUCUGUCUUAGUCAUGGCAGGAUCAUUAAAGAGGGAACAUCCAGAUCUGAGCGAGGAUGUUGUAUUAAUAAGAGCAUUAAGGGACUCUAACCUACCAAAAUUUCUUGCCGAUGAUGCUCUUUUGUUCAGUGGGAUUAUAUCUGACCUUUUCCCCGGAGUCAUAAUCCCAGAGCACGAUUACGGAGUGCUGCAGUCGACAAUAAUAGACGUCAUGCUUUCCAAAGGAUUACAGCCUGAAUCUACCAUGGUUCAUAAAGUCAUACAACUUUUUGAAACUAUGUUGGUAAGGCAUGGUGUCAUGCUUGUCGGGCCAACUGGAGGUGGGAAGACGACGGUUUACCAGGUCCUUGCCGACACUCUGGGAGCCUUGCAUGCAGCGGGAGAGGAUAAACCCUUCUACCAGCCCGUUAAAACAUAUGUCCUGAACCCGAAAUCAAUCACAAUGGGUGAACUAUAUGGCGAGGUUAAUCAUUUAACCCUGGAGUGGAAGGAUGGCCUCAUGGCACUGAGCGUUCGAGCAGCUGUAGUUGACACCUCGGAAGAUCACAAAUGGAUAAUCAGCGACGGGCCUGUGGAUGCUUUAUGGAUCGAAAACCUGAACACUGUUCUGGAUGAUAACAAGAUGCUGUGUUUGGCUAACAGUGAAAGAAUCAAGCUCACACCUUCUAUUCACAUGGUAUUUGAGGUGGAAGACUUAAGAGUUGCUUCACCUGCCACCGUAAGCCGUUGCGGAAUGGUAUUUAUUGACCCCGAAGAAUUGAAAUGGAUUCCCUAUGUAAAGACAUGGAUGGCAGGCCUUGAAGACAAACUCAACGAGGAAACCAAAACUUAUUUGUUUGAACUGUUUCAUCGUUACGUUGAAGAUGGUCUGAAAUAUGUCAACAAAAAAUGCUCGCAAACGAUGCCACAGGUGGACAUCAGUAAAGUUACUGCACUGUGUUGUCUACUGGAAUCACUGCUUCUUGGAAAAGGAGGCACCAGCCUGAAACUGGAACAGUCAAGAUUGAACUCUCUUGUGUGCCAGACUUUCGUGUUCUGUUAUCUGUGGUCAUUGGGAGGAAAUUUAAAUGAGAUCUACUGGGAUGCUUUUGACACGUUUAUAAGACAGCAGUUUGAGGACAAUCCAGAUUCUAAGCUUCCAAGCUCUGGUGAUUUGUGGAGUGUUUACAUUGAUUUCGAUACAAGGCGGCUGGAUCCUUGGGAGCGAAUUAUACCUUCUUUUAAAUACAACCACAACGUACCAUUUUUUGAAAUUCUUGUCCCUACCACUGAUACUGUGCGUUUUGGCUUUCUAAUGGAAAAGUUGCUAGCUGUCAGGCAUUCUGUGCUGUACACAGGAAUUACUGGCGUUGGCAAGUCCGUAGUUGCCAGAGCUCUGCUAAACCGAAUUCAAGAUGAAGCAGGUUAUGUUCCCGUUUACCUAAAUUUCUCUGCUCAGACUUCAUCCUCGAGGACCCAAGAGAUUAUUGAAUCCAAACUGGAAAAGAAAAGGAAAAAUAUUUUAGGAGCACCAGGAACGAAAAGAGUUAUCAUUUUUGUGGAUGAUCUAAAUAUGCCUAAACUGGAUCGUUAUGGUUCUCAGCCUCCAAUAGAGCUCCUGAGACAGUACCAGGACUUUGGAGGGUUCUAUGAUAGAGAGAAACUAUUUUGGAAGGAAAUACAAGAUGUGACUAUCGCCGCAGCCUGUGCACCUCCAGGUGGCGGACGUAAUCCAGUCACGGCCCGUUUCAUAAGGCACUUCGCCAUGCUGUGUCUUCCAACACCCUCCGAGCACAGCCUUAAACAGAUUUUUGAGGCUAUUUUAAAAGGCUUUUUGGCUGAAUUCUCUACAGCAGUCAGGCAGAUGGCAAAAAGCAUCGUGGAGGCUGCUGUUGAAAUAUAUCAAAGGAUGAGCCUUGAUCUUCUCCCAACACCCGCAAAAUCCCAUUAUGUAUUUAAUUUGCGUGAUUUGUCAAAGUGUGUUCAAGGCAUGUUGCAGUGCGACUCUGCAUCAGUUCGAGACCAAUCGCAUAUAUUCAGGCUCUUCUGCCAUGAGUGCCAGAGAGUUUUUCACGACCGCCUCAUCAGCAUCGAAGAUAAACAAUAUUUCUAUUCUAUGUUAGCUGAUAUGGCCAGUAAACAUUUUGGAGUCUCAGUUGAUCCCGACUCAUUUGUGUCAAAACCGAUCAUUUUCGGGGACUUCUUAAAGCUUGGACUUGAUAAAGCUGAGCGUGUAUAUGAGGAGCUACCAGACAUCCAAAAGAUCAUGGGUGUUUUACAAGACUAUCUGGAUGAUUAUAAUUUGUCAAGCGCCAAGGAGGUGAAGCUGGUAUUUUUCCAAGAUGCUAUAGAGCAUGUUUCAAGAAUUGCUCGGAUGAUUCGCCAGGAAAGGGGGAACGCUCUGCUGGUGGGCGUUGGGGGCACGGGCAAGCAGUCCCUAACUAGGCUUGCCUCUCACAUAUGCGGCUACAAAUGCUUUCAGAUCGAACUAAGCCGUGGCUAUAAUUACGACACUUUUCACGAAGACCUUCGGAAGCUGUAUAAAAUGGCAGGGGUGGAAGACAAAGAUAUGGUUUUCCUCUUCACUGACACGCAGAUUGUUGUGGAGGAGUUUCUAGAAGAUAUAAACAACAUUCUGAAUUCUGGCGAGGUGCCUAAUCUAUUUGAAAAAGAUGAACUGGAGUUUGUUAUGGCAGCUACCAGACCAAAAGCAAAAGAAGCUGGCAUACCAGAGGGCAAUAGGGACGAGGUAUUUCGAUAUUUUAUUAACCGCGUCCGCCAGAAGCUGCACAUUGUUCUGUGCAUGAGUCCUGUCGGAGAUGCUUUUCGAGCACGGUGCCGAAUGUUUCCAUCGCUUGUGAAUUGCUGCACGAUCGAUUGGUUUGUACAGUGGCCCAAAGAAGCUCUGCUUUCUGUAGCAAGGACUUUUUUUCUGCCCGUUGACCUUGGAAGUGACAAGAUGAAAGAGAAACUUUCAGUAAUGUGUGUAGAUAUUCACAUAAGUGUGACGGAGAUGGCGGACCGGUACUAUGCUGAGCUCCGGAGACGCUACUACACAACGCCUACUUCCUAUUUGGAGUUAAUCAAUCUUUACUUGUCCAUGCUAAGUGAAAAAAGGAAGCAGCUGGUUUCAGCUCGCGAUCGUGUGAAGAAUGGCUUAACCAAGCUAUUAGAGACAAACGAACUUGUUGAUAAAAUGAAAUUAGAUCUUUCGGCUUUAGAGCCAGUUCUGAAGGAGAAAUCAAUAGAUGUGGAAGCUUUGAUGGAAAAAUUAGCAGUGGAUCAAGAAAAUGCAGAUCAGGUUCGUCGUGUUGUUCAAGAAGAUGAAGCUAUUGCGAAAGUGAAAGCAGAGGAUACUCAGGCGAUAGCCGACGAUGCUCAGCGUGACUUAGACGAGGCUCUGCCUGCUUUAGAAGCUGCCAACAAAGCUCUCGAUUCUUUAGAUAAAGCAGAUAUUUCUGAAAUCAGAGUGUUCACUAAACCCCCGGACCUAGUCAUGACUGUGAUGGAAGCUAUCUGUAUUCUUCUUAAUGCAAAACCUGACUGGGCAACAGCGAAGCAGCUCCUCGGAGACUCCAAUUUCCUGAAAAAGCUUUUGGAAUACGAUAAAGAAAACAUAAAGGGUCAGAUAUUGCAAAAGCUUCAGAAAUAUAUGAACAACCCCGAUUUUGUGCCAGAAAAAGUUGAGAAAGUGUCAAAGGCAUGCAAAUCUAUGUGUAUGUGGGUGAGGGCCAUGGAUCUGUACUCUAGAGUCAUCAAGAUUGUGGAGCCGAAGAGGCAGAAACUGAAUGCUGCACAGGCAGAGCUUGAUGCAACAUUGGCUACCCUUCGAAAUAAACAAAAGAAGCUGAGACAGGUAGAAGAACAAAUUCAAGAACUACAAGACCAGUAUGAAACAAGUGUUAAUGAGAAGGAGAGUCUUGCAAAGACCAUGGCGCUGACUCAAGCACGUCUCACUCGAGCUGGGAGACUCACUGCUGCGUUAGGAGAUGAACAGGUCCGGUGGGAAGAGAGCAUUCUGAAUUUUGAGGCAGAGAUUUCAAACAUCAUUGGAAACGUGUUCAUAGCGGCAGCUUGUGUCGCCUAUUACGGAGCUUUUACUGCACUGUAUAGGCAAUCGCUAAUAGAUUGCUGGAUCAAACAAUGUCAGAAUCUGGACAUUCCUAUUAGUUCUGACUUCAGCCUUAUAAAUAUUUUGGGAGACCCUUAUGAAAUUCGGCAAUGGAACACUGACGGGCUGCCACGUGACUACGUAUCCACUGAGAACGGCAUUCUUGUUACUCGGGGGCGACGAUGGCCACUUAUGAUUGACCCCCAAGAUCAGUCAAAUCGUUGGAUAAGAAACAAAGAAGCAAAAAGUGGUUUAAAAAUAAUUAAGCUAACAGAUUCAGGUUUCCUGCGUACUUUGGAGAAUGCGAUUCGUCUGGGAUUGCCCGUUCUUCUAGAAGAGCUUAAAGAAACACUGGAUCCAGCUCUUGAACCCAUUCUUUUGAAGCAGACUUUCAUGUCCGGUGGGAGAAUGCUCAUUCGCCUGGGAGACUCGGACAUAGAUUAUGACAGGAAUUUUAGGUUCUACAUGACAACCAAAAUGCCGAAUCCACACUACUUGCCAGAGGUGUGUAUCAAAGUGACAGUUAUCAAUUUCACUGUGACAAGAUCUGGCUUGGAAGAUCAGUUGCUAAGUGAUGUCGUGCGCCUGGAGAGACCUGAGCUAGAGGAGCAAAGAACCCAGCUCAUUGUGAGAAUUAAUUCUGAUAAGAACCAGCUGAAAGCUAUUGAAGACAAAAUUCUGAAGAUGCUUUUUACAUCAGAGGGGAAUAUCCUGGACAAGGAAGAACUCAUAAACACACUCCAGGAAUCAAAGAUUACGUCCGGUGCCAUUAAAGUACGGCUUGUAGAAGCAGAGACUACUGAAGAAAAGAUAAACGCAGCCCGUGAAAAAUAUCGCCCCGUGGCUACUCGGGGCUCAGUCAUGUACUUUGUGAUCGCAAGCCUCUCGGAAAUCGAUCCGAUGUAUCAGUUUUCCUUAAAGUAUUUCAAACAGUUGUUCAACACCACUAUCGAAACAUCUGAGAAAAACGACGUUCUGGAAGAGCGCCUCAUUAUACUGCUCAGCCAGACCCUCUACGCAACUUACACCAACGUUUCCCGAGGCCUUUUUGAACAGCACAAACUCAUCUACAGCUUCAUGCUGUGUAUCGAGAUCAUGCGGCAGAAGGGAGAGCUUACAGAUGUUGAAUGGAAUUUCUUCCUCCGUGGAGCUGCCGGUUUAGAUAAGGAACGACCUGCCAAACCAGAAGUUCCGUGGCUUGAAGAAAAUGCCUGGUUCAUGUGCUGCGAUUUAGAAGAAACGCUCCCCUGUUUCGCAGGAAUUCAAAAGGACCUGUUGUCCAAGUACAUUCACAUUAAAUUAGGGCAACUUGACUUUGACGUCAACCCAGAAAACUGGGAAGGCUAUGAAUCUGCAGCAGAAGGAGUAAAAUCUGGAGACCCCGCAAGCAUUCCUUGGGACGACAGGCUGACUAUAUUUCAAAAACUAAUCGUGGUGAAAUGCUUUAUGGAAGAAAAGGUUGUUUCUGCACUUACUGAAUUUGUAAUAGAAAAUCUUGGGAAGCAGUUCAUAGAGAAUCCUCCAGUUGAUCUGGCAACCCUUUACCAGGACAUGUCUCCUUCAACACCGCUAGUGUUCAUCCUCAGUACAGGCUCUGAUCCUAUGGGCGCUUUCCAAAGGUUUGCAAAAGAGAGAGAAUUUUCAGAAAGGGUGGAGUCAAUUUCCUUAGGACAAGGGCAAGGGCCUAUUGCAGAAAAAAUGAUUAAGGAUGCACUGAAAUCCGGAAACUGGGUGUUCCUACAGAACUGUCACCUGGCUGUUUCGUGGAUGUUAGCUAUGGAGGAACUUAUCAAAAGUUUUACAGAACCAAACUUGUCUAUCCACGAAAGCUUUCGACUCUAUUUAAGUUCCAUGCCAUCUAAUACCUUUCCUGUCACUGUGCUUCAGAACUCUGUCAAGGUAACCAAUGAACCUCCCAAAGGACUCCGCGCAAACAUCAGGCGAGCAUUCACAGAAAUGACAGCUUCGUUUUUUGAAGAAAAUAUCCUGGGGAAAAUGUGGAGACAAAUCAUUUUUGGCGUUUGCUUCUUCCAUGCGAUAAUUCAGGAGAGGAAAAAGUUUGGGCCCCUUGGAUGGAAUAUUUGUUAUGAAUUUAAUGACAGUGACAGAGAAUGUGCCUUACUGAACCUCAAUCUUUAUUGUCAAGAGGGAAAAGUACCCUGGGAUGCCCUUACUUAUAUAACAGGUGAAAUUACUUAUGGCGGGCGAGUUACAGAUGCCUGGGAUCAGAGGUGCCUUCGCACAAUCCUAAGGAGAUUUUUCUCUCCAGAAACAUUACAAGAAGAUUAUAAAUAUUCAGAGUCAGGUAUAUAUUUCGCCCCGGCAGCUGUUAGCUUGCAAGAAUUUAAAGACUAUAUUGAAAAUCUCCCUUUGAGCGACGACCCAGAAAUUUUUGGGAUGCAUGAAAAUGCCAAUUUAUCUUUCCAGCGCAAAGAGACGAAUACCUUAAUUACUACAAUACUUGAAGUACAGCCACGAUCAACUGCCCAAGGAACAGGAAAAAGUAAUGAUGAGAUUGUUCAAGAGCUGGCAAGCACAAUCCUGUCGAAAAUCCCUGAAAAACUCGAUGUGGACACGGCCGCAGAAAGCCUUUUUGUCAAGGAUGACAGAGGGCGAGUGGACUCUCUGACAACGGUUCUUGGACAAGAAGUGGAUCGCUUUAACAGCCUUCUGAAGUUGUUAAAGAUCUCACUGGAAACGCUCAACAAAGCCAUUGCGGGUUUUGUUGUGAUGUCAGAAGAGAUGGAGAGGGUGUACCACAGCUUCAUGAAUAACCAGGUGCCAGCCUUGUGGGCCAAUGCUGCCUACCCAUCGCUGAAACCCUUGGGAGGAUGGGUGAAGGACCUCGUGCUGAGGACGACCUUUGUGGAUUUCUGGCUCAAAAGAGGUCCACCUAAAUCAUUCUGGAUCUCUGGCUUCUUUUUCCCGCAAGGAUUUUUGACAGGAACUCUUCAGAAUCAUGCUCGAAAAUAUAACUUACCGAUCGACGAGCUUAGUUUCAGCUACAGUGUCAUCCCCGUCUACCGAGAUCAAGCGCAAGUUUCAGAAGCUUCAAAACAAGCUCAUUUUGGAAGUGAAUUGCCAAUGGACACCUUGCUGCCUUCUCCUGAAGAUGGCGUCCUGGUCCACGGGAUGUUUAUGGAUGCCAGCCGCUGGGAUGAUGAAGAGAUGGUUGUAGAAGAUGCUUUGCCGAGGCAAAUGAACCCAGUGUUGCCAGUAGUGCAUUUUGAGCCGCAGCAGAAUUACGAACCAGACCCCGCGCUGUAUCAUGCCCCACUCUAUAAAACUGGGGCCAGAGCAGGCACUCUGUCUACCACAGGUCAUUCCACCAAUUUUGUGGUGACGGUCCUGCUGCCUUCCAACCGGCCAAGUGACUACUGGAUAUCUAAAGGGUCUGCGUUGCUUUGCCAGCUGAAUGAUUAACUGGGACAGGGUGGUUGCCGUCCACCAAGAGGAUGUCUACAUGGUGUGCCCAGCACUGGGUCGCAGCCGUUCAUCAGUGCCAGGCCCACAAUACGGGUAGGCUGCAUGACCACACUGUCCGAAGGCCAGGCCUUCCUUCCAAAUUUUAAAAUUUGCAUUCUCCUUUCUUAAUCGGUUGAAUGUCACUUUCAUCGCCUGCCCUCCUCUUUUCCUUGUCCUCUAUUCACUUACUGCUCCUAUGUUUUAUGCAUCUGUCGUGCAGUUAAAAGUUUUUUUUUAAAAAAAAAAUCCACCAUAAAGUGCGUGCGUGUUUUAGACAAGGGAACAUGUUUUGCAUUGGAAUGUUCACUUAUUGUGAAUCCU